Messenger RNA from Cotesia congregata, 522 nucleotides. The record is from the annotation of a GenBank genome assembly. Lineage: Eukaryota; Metazoa; Arthropoda; Insecta; Hymenoptera; Braconidae.
AUGUUUUAUCAUAUAUCUCUCGAGCACGAGAUUUUGCUCCACCCGCGUUACUUUGGUCCACAGCUCCUGGAUACAGUUAAACAGAAGCUUUACACUGAAGUCGAGGGCACAUGUACCGGAAAGUACGGUUUCGUAGUAGCUGUCACGACGAUUGACAGUAUUGGCGCCGGUAUCAUACAACCCGGCCAGGGUUUCGUUGUUUACCCUGUUAAAUACAGGGCGAUUGUGUUCAGGCCGUUUAAAGGUGAAGUUUUAGAUGCUGUGGUGACUCAAGUCAACAAGGUAGGAAUGUUUGCUGAGAUAGGACCUCUUUCAUGUUUUAUUUCUCAUCACUCCAUACCAGCUGACAUGCAGUUUUGCCCCAAUGUAAGUCCACCAUGUUAUAAAUCCAAAGAAGAAGAUGUUGUUAUUCAAGCCGAUGAUGAAAUACGAUUAAAAAUAGUGGGUACUCGUGUUGACGCAACAGGAAUUUUUGCAAUAGGAACGCUUAUGGAUGAUUAUUUAGGUUUAAUUUGUCAAUAA